This is a messenger RNA of Acaulospora colombiana, 4029 nucleotides long. The record is from the annotation of a GenBank genome assembly. Lineage: Eukaryota; Fungi; Glomeromycota; Glomeromycetes; Diversisporales; Acaulosporaceae.
AUGAUACACCCUCCAUUGGACAAAGAACAACAAGGGCAUGUUCACUUUCGUAAAAGUAUGAAGAAAUUUACGGCCACGAGCAAUGAUACGUUCUCUAUAGUUGGACAUUCACAGCCUUAUGUAUAUGCUCGGAUCAACAGUGAUAUCGCCACACUACUUUCAGCGUUAGGCGUUACCAAUGAAACGUUCCUCAGGAAGCUCCACAGUUACCUUGAUUGGUUGAAGAAAGUCCUUACAGAACUAAAUGCAGCUCUAGAUUUCCUUUCGAGUGUAGGACAGCAUCCAGAGGCAGAGCGAGUCUUACUGGAAGGCUUGGAUUCACCAAAAGUACAAACAGUUUUGACGGAUGCUCUAACGAAGGAAAUCAAGAGCUUCAAAAAAGGAGAUACCAAUAAGGACCGAAUUCGAUUUCUCGUCCACAAAUCUCGUUAUAUAUUUGGAGUCUGCGACCCUUUUCAGGUCCUAGAAGAGGGUGAGGUUUUUGUAAAAGUUACCAUGCCAAGGGGAGGUCCACGGGCCAUUCAUUCGUGCCCAGUCUUGGUUGUGCGCAACCCUUGCCUUCACCCCGGUUCAAGGGGACUGCUUGAAAUUACGGGCUGUCUACAAAGAGGAGCUGGAUCAUUUGGUGGAUUGUGUGGUGAUCUUGAUGGGGAUCAAUACACCGUCAUAUGGGAUGAAGACCUUGUACAACCCAAAAUUGCAGAGCAUUUCCUUUACCCCGCUGUCAAAGAGCGUCAAAAACUGAUUAUCACUCGCCAAGACCUUGUUGCUCACUUUGCUGGAUAUAAUAGGCGAGUUAAAUUCCAACCAGAAGGUGCAAUGAGCAAGGAAUGCCAGGAACUUAACGCACUAUACUCCCAAUGUGUUGAUGGAGCGAUUAUCAAAAUUCCUGAACGACUACGGUCACCUCCCACUCCAUCCGAGCCAUUCAUAGUGGAUAUCAUGCUUGAUGAGUGCAGAGCAUUUGCUCAGGAAUGGUUGGCCAGCCACAGUAGUACAGAGAAAUCGGUGGACCGGAUAGCAGAUGAAGAGGUCCUGACUGCACUAUUGACAUCAGAUAGGGUCACGCUUACAGAAUUUCAAACUCUUCAACUUGCCUGGAGAAUCGCCAGGAGGUCCUCAAUAAAUAUCAAGCCUUAUAUCCCUAUGAUGAAUUUUGGGUCCCUCAGUCCAUCAGAAAAAAGGAUGAUAUGUCAUGCGUUUGAUUUGACUCCUGAGGAACAACGUGCCUAUUCCAAAAUGAUCUCUCACAACCUCCACUUCGCCUUCAACGAUUAUAUACCUCAAAAGGCCAAGAAUUUCAAGCGAAGGAUUGUGAUUAUCAAGACGGAUGAUCGGUUUUGCGCUGGUAUAUUCAUACGAGGUGACGUCAAUUGGGAUGAAGAUCAUAUCGUGAAUGACAAUGUCGCUGUCUUUGCUGCUACACCCACUGCCCUUCAAAGCCAAUCCACUUGUCAAACAAAGGAACCGUGGAAGGCUACCGCCUACACUGUGGGGACGGGAUCUUCCAGUUGUAUAAUCGACAUCUUCGCGAUACAUGGAUCUUUAUCAAUCUUCCACCUAAGGAGUCUGUUAAUGAGCUCCAACGUACCUACAGAGGAGAAACUACGCUCCAAUCCUCCUCCACAGCCGUUUGCCCGCAAUGCGUUGGCAAAUGUUAAGUGGGACGAGCGAGGUCCAAAUGACGAGGCAAUCUUCACGUCACAAGAACGAAAUGCUAGGGCACUCUUGGCAACUCAGACUUUUGAUCGACUAAACCAGCUCCUAGAAUUUGCCCUACACUAUCAUCAAGAAGAACGUGCCUUCUGGAUCUUUGAGCAGUUGUGUGCGCACCCCGAGAGGGAGGUCUCCACGGUGUCUGGCUGGUUAUUACGAUACCCGCAUCUCGUAUUCAACUUGUUGCAUCAAAGCUUUGAUAGAGCAAGUGGGAGAUUAUCCGAGCCAUUCCAUUCUAUAGCCAGAGAUAUCCUCGAGGCUAUCAUUCUCUCGGCGAAUGAAGCCCCAGCCACUUCAUUAGUUGCCCUGGAGAAGCUAGGGCGACCAACAAAACAACGUUCUUCUCCUACUCGCAUGACGAUCCAUGCCCGUCAAGAGAAAGCUCGUCCGGCAGCAAAUGAGGCUCAACCCGAGCCAGUUGAAAGGGAAGAGGAUGCACCGACUGCCGUAGCACCUGCAAAGGCCCUUGUGGUUGUAGGAGAGAUUCCCGUCCAUCAGCCAAGUAGUGCUCGCCUUCAUUCCCACGUCAGACUAGCAGCAGCUUCUAGACCAGAGAAAGAAUCAGCACUCUAUAGGCGAGAAAUACUGGAUGGCAUUGUGACGGUUUCAUCUCGUGGUCAAGUUGAAAUCAAGCUGUUCCACCAUCCACCCCCUGAGUACGAGAAGAUGGAGUGGUAUAUGUACGACUGCGGUAACACUGCGACAACAAAGGCCAUGAUGGAUGCAGUCACCAAGCUUCACACCGACCAAUUCGAGGCUUGCGGAUUCCAUCAAAUUAUCACUGGUACACGGAACAUAGAUGAAGUACAAAUACAAGCUGCAACUCAGGAAUCGGAAAACAUCGAGUGGGAGGGCUUCAACGUCAGCCAAAAAGAGGCCAUAGUUAACUCUUGUAAAUCUGAAGUUGGGUUGAUUUGGGGACCACCUGGAACUGGGAAGACCACUGUCGUGGUCAAAAUAUUGGAGAUAUUGCUUUCACGUCUAGAUGACGAGGCGCAGAUUUUGAUGACAGCCUCGACUCAUAAUGGCAAGUCUCCUUCUCAUAGGUCAACAAUCUGCCUAACUGAUUCUCAUUUAGCUGUUGACAAUGUCCUGGAGCGUUUUUCUCGACGAAAUUUGGAAAAGAAAUGGAUUCCAGACGAAAGCAUAAUUCGAGCAGCAACGGAUUAUGGCAAAGUUGGAGAGAGUGUCAAGAAAUAUACAGUGGAUGCUUUGCUAGGCGGAAAUCCGACCGACGAUUCCAAACUUAUCAAAAAAGCAGAGAAGCGGAUCAAAGGAGCGAAGAUUAUCUUUACCACGUGUGCAGGUGCCGGCUUGGGGGUCCUCAGGAAACUACACUUCGAAACGGUUCUCAUCGAUGAGGCGUCCCAGAUCACGGAAGGAACAUCUCUCAUUCCCUUGGUAAAGGGAUGUAAACAGGCCAUCCUUCUUCGUCCGACAAUCAAGAGUCCCAUGACCGUCCCCGGAUUAGACGUCUCUCUGUUUGAGAGACUCUACACUGGAAUAGAGCAGAUUGGCCUCUAUAAAGCGAUGCUCAAUGUCCAGUACCGGUUUCCCGAAGAUUUGGCUCGGUAUCCCUCAAUGCGGUUCUAUGAGAACAGGCUUCAAACUGGAACUGAUACCAGCAAGCUGCAAGAGAAGCUAGAUAAGACUAGUUUCCCUUGGCCAGUAGCUAGUGGUAGAAAGAUUCCUAACGUCUUUGUACCCUGUACAGAAGAGGAGGAUAUGGGUAGCCAGUCCAAGAAGAAUGAGGGACAAGCAAAACUAGUCGGUCAUAUCGUCAACUUAUUGCGUACUACCCCUCCAAACAAUACCGCUACAACAUCCUCUGAUACCCCACCUUCCAUUGCCGUGCUUACACCUUAUACGAAGCAGGUCACUUGUUUAAAAAGCUACGUGCAAGGCGCCUCCAUUCAUACGGUGGACGGGUUCCAAGGGCGAGAGGCCGACUUCAUUGUAUACUCGAGUGUGCGGUGCAAUCCCAACAGAGACAUUGGGUUCCUGAUUGACGAGCGGAGACUCAACGUGGCAUGGACUCGGGCUCGAGUGGGGCGAAUUGUUGUGGGAGAUCCAGACACGUUGAAGAAUGGCCAGAGAAUCGAGGACGAUAUGGUGCCGUCUCCAGGCGGGAAUGAAUUGUGGAGAGGAGCCAUUGAAGAUUAUCAACUUCCUUCGAACGGCUCUGUAACUAAGCUGCCUAAAGAAGCGCUGAUAGACAGCUUUGAACGGCCGCCUGGAAGCCCUAGCCCCAAAGUUGUAAGUCCUGAUAAUAUGGUGGGUCAGGUGGAAGCAACAAAGUUGUUGGCGGCAGGU